AUGCGUUCGUCGUUGGGAGCGCUGGCGUGCUGCUGGCUCCUGGCGGCCGCGGACGCCGGCGCGAUGCGUUCGUCGUUGGGAGCGCUGGCGUGCUGCUGGCUCCUGGCGGCCGCGGACGAGUCGGCGGCGCCGACGGCGCUGCCGUCCUACAGCGCGAGCCCGACGGUCGCGCCGUCGUCGCCGCCCACGGCGUCGCCGUCGUUCAGCCACGACCCGACCCUGAGCCCGUCGACGGCGGCGCCGACGUCCAGCUUCGCGCCGACGACGUCUCCGUCCUACGCGCCGACCUACGCGCCGAGCACGGCGGCGCCGACCACGGGCGCGCCGACGGCGACCCACCGGCCCACCGCGUCGCCGACGACGGCCGCGCCGACGACGGCCGCGCCGUCCGCGGCGCCGUCGACGGCCGCGCCGACGGAGGACCCGACGGCCGCGCCGACGCCGACGCCGUCGACGGCCGCGCCGACGACGGCGAGCCCGUCGUUCUCGCCGACGACCAGCCCCCAGCCGACCGCGAGCCCCCGUCCCACGGCGACGCCGACGACCGCGCUGCCGUCGUCCUCGCCGACGACCGCGGCGCCGUCCUACGCGCCGACGACGGCCGCGCCGUCGGCGACGGCCGGCCCGACGACCUUCGCGCCCGUGCCGCGGCCGGACCCGGGCCUGCCCGGGAGCGAGUACACGGAGCCGCCGACGACCGCGGCCCCGAGCGCGGCCCCGUCGUAUCGGCCGACGCAGGAGCCCACGAGCCCGCCGCCCUUCGCCGUGGUCAUCGCGUCGUCCUUCCCCGUGCGCAUCACGGGCGGCCUCGCCAACGUCACGGCGGCCCUCGUGACGCCGCCGACGGCGAAGACGCUGGUGCGAGUGCUGUCCGUCGUCGACGACGAAGCCGCGACCCUUUUCGCGGACCUCCGCGGCGCCACGCAGCCGCGGACGCCGGCGCCGAGCGCCGCGCCCUGCGCGGAUUCGGAGAGUUGGACCUUCGACGGCAACGACGCCAAGGACUGCGCCUGGGUCGCGGAGAAGCCGGACGCGCGCUGCGCCAAGGUCGGCGGCGACGGCGAAACCGCCGCGGACGCGUGCUGCGCGUGCGAAGAAGCCGCGCCGAGCGCCGCGCCGACGGCCUACUCCUACUCCUACGCGGAGCGGCGGCUCGACGAGACCUACAGCUACAGCUACGAGGCGCCGGACGCGUUCCUCUCGUUCAACUUCACCGCGGACGGCGGCGGCGACUCGGACUUCCUCGCGGCCGGCGACGUCGUCGACGCGUUCGUCGCGGACGCCGUCAACGCGUCGGACUUCGGGGUCCUGGACGCCAUCUUCAAGAGCUACGCGGCCGACCUGCCCGUGGCCGUCGACAUCCUGCGCUUCGACGCGGCCUGGCUCCGCGGGGCCACGAGCGUCGCGAACUACACGUCGGCGCCGCGGAAGCGGAGGAAGGACAAGACCUUCGAGCUCUGGGUGAAGCGCGCCUUCCGCAAGGUGCGGCGGAAGCGCGACUCCACGCUCUUCUACAUCCUCUACCCGUUCAUCUGCUGCUUCUGCUGCGGGUGCUGCCUGACGCCGCUGGCGAUCGCGCGGCGCGGCCGGCCCCCGAAGCCGCCGCCGCCGCCGCCGCCGGACGUCGAGCGGCCGCCGCCGCCCGUCGUCGCGCCGGCCGUCGUCGAGCGGCCCGCCGCCGUCGAGGCGCCCGCCGCCGACGACCGCGCGGACGUCGCCGACCUCCGCGACGGGCGACGGCCGUCGACGCCGCCGCGCGCGAUCGAGGCGCGGGAGAAGCGCGCGCUCCUCGAGGACGUCGACGACGUCCUGGCGGACUUCCGGAAGCAGAUGACGGCCGUCGACGCGCUGGCGCCGACCUACGCCGUCGCGAAGUGGCGCUGGGCCGACGAGGACGCGAACCCGAAAUCGCCGAUGCGCCUCUUCGGCCGCCACCGCCGCGGCGGCGCCACGCGACGUGACGACAGCGAACACCGAGGCGAGGCAGCAAUGGCAAGCUUCGCGGCGACGGAGCAAGCGGCCUUCGUCCUGCCCGACGCGGCGGACGUGCUCGAGUCGGCGACGCCGGCGCUCACGAGCUUCCGCGUCGUCGUGACGCCGCACCGCUGCAUCAAGGUCAUCCUGCACUACCAGGCCGGCUACCCGGCGACCGCCGCCGUCGUCGAGGUGCGCAACCCGGCCUACCCGCCGCCGCUGCUGAAGAAGAUCCUCGCCGCCGCGGAGGACGCGGCGGCGGCGGCCGCCGCCGAGGGCCGCGGCGCGCUCGCGCCCGUCGCCGCCGCCGCGCGCGCGUUCCUCGAGGGCAACCGCUUCGUGCCCUGCUGGCGCGAGCUGCGGCGCUGCGCUUUGCUCUGCGAGCGCCGCGGCGGCGGCAUGGCGGGCGCGAACCCGGCGAAAGGCGUCGCGCGCUUCGCGGCGAAGACGGGCGCCUACGCCGUCGAGUUUUCCGUGACCGUGCCCGCGGACUACCCGGCCGCGGGCGUCGAACUCGCCGUCCGGGCGUCGGACUUUUCGCGGCCGCUCGUCGACGUCCAGCUCGCGCAGGUGAGGGAGCUCGUGCGCCGCUGCGCGGCCGGCGCCGACGUCGACGCGGCGAAGCGCCUGAGCGACCCCGUGGCCGCGUCCGCCGCGCGCCUUGGCGCCGGCGACGACCGCGGGCCCCGCGUGACGGCCAGCGGGGCGCACUUUCGAUCGCUGAAGUGGGACAUGAAGGCGCUGAAGAAGAUCGCGGACCUGCGCGACGUCGGCGCGGAAAGGACGAAGCGCGGCGUCCCGGCCCACGGCCGCGAGGAGCGCAGGGGCGCGAAGCGGGAGCUGAAGACGCUCGCGCGCUUCGAGGGCGCGCGCGACGCCGCGGCGCACGCGGCGCUGUCGGCGACCGCGGCCGAGGCCGCCGCGGCGCCGCCCGUGCCGUCGCUGUUCGCCGCCGUCGAGGCGCUCGUCGACGACUUCGCCGCGCGGCUGCCCGAGGAGACGUGCCAGUGCUGCGGCGCGCGCGUGCUCCCCGAGGACCCGGCGUGUCCCGCCGCCGCGGGCGACGAACCGACGCGCGCCCUCUGCGGCCACUGGUUCCACUACGCGUGCCUCGAGAAGGCGCUCACGGGUCCGCCCUUCGCGCUCUCCUGCGGCGCCUGCGACCGGCGCGUGUGGCACCCGGCCUGGCCCGACGCGGCGAAGCUCAAGGAGGCCUGGCACGCGCGCGAGCGCCCCCGCGACGCGACCAUGCACCGGCUGCGGCUGCUCCAGGCGGCCUGCGCCCCGUUGGGGUCGCCCGGCGAGAAGCCCGAGGCCUGGCUCUUCGUCUGCGGCGUCGACGGCAAGGACAACUGGGGCUCGGCGGCGGCGCUGCGGUGGCUCGUGCUCGGCGAGAGCGGCCGGGGCCUGCUCGAGGAGCGCGUGCGGCCCUUCUUCGUCGGGUCCGACGUGCCCCUGGCGUCCGACGCGGACCGCGAGGCCGUCGCCGAGGCCCUCGAGGAGACCGUGCUGCUCGUCACGCGGAGCACCGUCUCGCUGCUCUACGACGCGCGCGCCGCGCCCGCGCUCGCGACGCUGCUCGUCUGCCCGGGCCUGCGCGAGUACGUCGUGGAGUGCGCCGGCGGCGACGUCGACGCCGCCGAGGCGGCCAAGGCCGCCGGGUUCGUGCGGCUCGUGGCGUGCGAGGUGGGCGCGGCCGGCGCGCGCGUCGGCGUCGUGCUCCCGCGCGGCGCCGAGUCCGCGGCGGAGGACGUCGAGUACUGGCCCCUCGUCCAGGCCCUCGCCGUCGGCGAGGCGCCGGGGCUCCACGGCAGGGGCGACUUCGGCGGCUUCUUCAGCCAGCGCCACGACGUCGUGGACGCGACGGCGACGUUCAAGGCGUGCGUCGGCGCGCUCGACGGCGCGCUGCUGCGGGACCGCCUGGCGGCGUCGACGCCGGCCCUGCGCCAGCACGUCGAGGAGACGUUCCGGGCCAUGCGCGGGCCCGGGGGCCUCGGCGUCGCGCCGGACCUCACGGAGGCGCGCGCGGCGGAGCGGCUCGCGGCCUUCUUCGACUACGGCGAGGCCGAGCAUCCCGCUGUGCCGAAACCAAAUCUUCAACCCGACUUCAAUGCGCCCUUCGCGCUCCUGGGGACGCGCACGUCGUCGAGCAUGUGCGCCGACGGCGCCUCGGACGCGACCGCGGCGGACGCGACGGCGCCGCAGAUCGUGGUCCAGGCGCGCGACCCGACGUCCGGGCUCCGGCUCUGCCGCACCUACGUGUUGGGCGCGGGCGUCGUGCCGGUUGUCCCCGGCGACGACGACGACGACGACGACGACGACCGCGAAACGGCCGCGCCCGCGCCCGCGGCCGGCGCCGUACAGCGCGUCGCGGAGGCGUACGCGGGCCUCGCGCGCGCGCUCCACGGCGCCGCGCCGGCCGCGCUCGCAAAUGCGGCGACGCUCACGGGCCUCGAGGCGCCCCUGCGGGACGCCGUGCUCGCCCACCUGCCCCCGGGCGCCGGCGAGAGCUUGGUGGUGGCCACGGACGCGACGGACUGCGACGGCCGGCCGCUCGUCGACGCGGGCGAGCUCGGCAAGCUGGGCUGCCUCGUCUACGUGCGCCUGACCCUGUCCCUGGGGCCCCUGGGCGCCGUCGCCGUCGGCGACACCUUCCUCUUCCCGCCGCCGCCGGGCGCCGGCGCGCCCGGCGCGUUCCCGCUCCUCCAGGGCGAGGGCGCGCUGCUCACGGGCGACCGCUGCGCGCCCUACGCGCAGCCCUUCGGCGCCUGCGGCGGCCCGGAGUUUUCCGCCGCCGGCGCGCUCGCGCGGCGCCUGCGGGACGUCCACUUCCCGCGGCGCGACGACGUCGCGCUCGGCGCGCGGCUCGAGGGCUUCCCCGCGGCGACGUUGCUGGUGACGCCCGCGGCGCCGCACCUCCCCGCGGCGCUCACGGGCCGCCUCGACGUCUACGAGCGCGGCUUCGUCCUGCACGAGGCCGGCGUCGCGCCGCUCGUCGUGUCCUUCGGGCGGGGCGACGUCGACGACGUCGCCGUCGGCGCGCGCGCGGCCUGCCACCUCGUCGCGCUCGCGUGCCCGCGGCACGCGCUCGCCCACGCGGCGCCCGCGGGCGCGAUCCUCGACGAGGUCUGCCUCGUCGUGCCCGCGCGGAGCGAGGCGCACCGGUCCCUCGAGCGCCGGCUGAGCGACUGGCGCGCAGACUGCCGCCGCGCGCGGCCCGCGAACUUUUCCGCCGCGUCGGCGGCGCGCUUCGCCCGGCCCUUCGACGCGCUCCACGCGGACCAGGCGGCGGGCCUGAGCCGCUCGUCGCGGGCCUGCGGCGCGAGCUCGUCGGCGCUCGUGGGCGCGCUCCUCGGCGCCUUCGAGGCGCGCGUCGAGGACGACGCGCGCGACCGGCUCCACGGCGUCGUCGAAGCUCCCGGGCGCGGCGCUCCUCCGCCACGGCCCGCGGGCGUUUUUUCGCUCCUGGGCGCGCCGGGCUCCGGCGUCGGCGACGUCGCCGCGGCGCUGCUCCGCCGGGGCCGGGAGUCGGACGGCGUCGCCUGGGUCCACGUCGAGGGCGCCGUCGACGCGGCGACGCUCGCGCUCGACGUGCCCGCGACGGCGGAGCGCCUCGCCGCGGCGCCGCCGGGCCGGCUCCUCCUCUCCUGCUGCUGCCUCGACGGCGCGCUGGCCGUCGCCGCGGCGGCCGCGGCCGCGCGCGCGGAGCUCCGCGGAUUGGCCGCGGUCGCGCGCGACCCGACGUCCGGGCUCCGGCUCUGCCGCACCUACGUGUUGGGCGCGGGCGUCGUGCCGGUAGUCUCCGGCGACGACGACGACGACGACGACGACGACCGCGAAACGGCCGCGCCCGCGCCCGCGGCCGGCGCCGUACAGCGCGUCGCGGAGGCGUACGCGGGCCUCGCGCGCGCGCUCCACGGCGCCGCGCCGGCCGCGCUCGCCGCCGCGGCGACGCUCACGGGCCUCGAGGCGCCCCUGCGGGACGCCGUGCUCGCCCACCUGCCCCCGGGCGCCGGCGAGAGCUUGGUGGUGGCCACGGACGCGACGGACUGCGACGGCCGGCCGCUCGUCGACGCGGGCGAGCUCGGCAAGCUGGGCUGCCUCGUCUACGUGCGCCUGACCCUCGCGGAGCUCCGGGCGUCGACGCUGGCCGUGGCGGCACCGCGGGACCGCGACGCCGCGCGGCCCGCCCUCCGGCGCCUCCUCGACAACGCGCGGGCCAAGGUCGAGGGCAAGAAGGCCGUCGACGGCCGCCUCGCGGCGCUCGACCACGACCUCCGGGCCUUCCGCGCGAAGCGCCCGGCGUUCCGCGCGCUGACCGCGCUCGCGGGGUCGCUGCGGCUCGCGGAGAACGGCCGCCGCGUGGCGGCGCCCUGCGGCCUCGACGGCAAUGCGCGCGUCGCGUCGCUCUGGGCCCAGCCGCGGAACCACGCCGCGCGCGCGGGUCCGCUCGUCGUCGUCGCCGCGGGUCCCGGCCUCGACGCGGACGCGCUCGAGCACGCGCUCCUCCUCGCGAGCGCCGAGCCCGCGGUGCCGCGCGCGAAACGCGACCGCGCGUCGCUGACCGACGACGACGUCGCGGCGCUCGACGCCGCCGCGCGCGACGCCGGGGCCCCGCUGCCGCCGGGCUGGGCCUUCGACGGGUCCGCCUACGCGAGCUUCGACGGCAUCCGCACGAAGCUCCGGCCCGACAUCGACGCGCUCGUCGACGCGCACCUGGCGGGCCUCAACGCGCAGAUCGACCGCGAGAACGCCGCCAUCGCGGCGAACGCGGGCACGCGCACGGCGGCCUCCGCGUCGGCCUCGAACUCGGGCGCGUCGACGGAGCCGGCCAUGUCGGCGCCGAGCCUCGCGAGCCUGCGCGCGACGCGCCCCGCGCUGCCGAAGCCCGUGCGCGGCGGCGCGCAGCGGCUGCCCGCCGUCGCCGGCGCGAGGAAGCCGCCGGCGAAGAAGCCGUCGUCGGCGCCGAAGCGCGUGACCAUCGCCGAGCCCGGCGAACACACCCCAGAGGCGCCGGGCGAGGGAUUGGCCCGCGGCCGCGCCGUCGGCGCCUUCAACCUGGCCAAGCCCAAGCACCCGAAUUUCGCGGAGUCGGAGUGGGAGAACGAGCUCGCGCGGUCCAUUUUGGUGCUCUACGGGUCCGCCAUGGGCGCCGACGAGGACGUCGAGGGCGCGGAGAACGACUUCGCCAUCGACCGGGACGCCGUGCGCGUGCCGCGGGACAAGAUCACGCGCGAGGAGGUCCGCGCGGGCGCCGCGCGCGAGGCGCGCGACAAACGGCGGACCGCCGCCGCGCGCGAGGCGCGCGACCGCAAGAAGCGCGAGAACCCCUUCAAGCACCCGGAGCGGCCCAAUAGCGCCGAGGCCAAGCCGCGCAAGGCCUUCCCCUUGCUGAGCGCCAAGGUCCAGCCCAUCUGGCCCAUCCAGUCCGAGUGGGCGUCGCUCGCCGAGGGCGACGCGCUCGCGCUGGAGCUCGGCGCGCUCGAGGAGGCGGGCCUCUACGCCGCCUACCUCGAGCGCGUCGAGGCGUCGCUCAACGUCUACGGCCAGAAGCUCGACGAGCGGCCGGGCGACCUCUACAAGCGGCUCUGGCGCCGGCCCGCGCGGAAAUCGACCGGCGACGUCGGGGCCAAACUUCAGAAAUCUCGAGCUCGGCGCCAGCUCGCGGUCACCGCGAACGUCUUCGGCGCGCGCUGCGUCGAGACGCGGCGCUUCGCGCCGGCGCUGGAGAUCUUGAAGACGGCGGAGCGGCUCUGCGCCUGCCCGGAGAUCCUGGACCGGGGCGAGAUGGCGCAGCUCCGCGCGUUCGUCGACGACUCGCACGCGUUUUACUACUACACGCGCGCCAAGGCGCACGCGGCGCUCAUGUACGCGACGCGGGCCAUGCGCGUCCACGCGCGGCGCCGCGACUGGCCCCACGUCGCCAAGCGCCACGCCGAGGCCGCGCGGUGCCUCGGCCAGGUGCUCCACCUCGUCGAGACGGGCGAGCUCGACGACCGCGGCGACGCGCCCCACAAGCUCUGCCUCGUCGCCGUGACGCACCACAACAUCGCCGUCGAGCAGCUGCUCCUGCACCACGUCGAGGAAGCCGUCGUGUCCGCGCGCGGCCGCGCCCCCGCGCAGAACGCGCGUCGCCUCGCGCGGCUCUGCCUCUCCUACUCGAACCGCUGGCUCGACAAGUUCGAGUCGACGCACCGCUGCGCGGCCGAGGCGCUGUCGGCCAUGGGCGGCGGCCUCGCCGAGGGCCUCGACAAGGCCCGGGGCCGCGGCAAGGGGGGCCGCGGCGAGGGCGGCCGCCUCACGCUGACCCACGGCGCCGCGCCCAAGGAGCGGCGGAAGACCGUCAUGAUCGCCGCCGGCUAG
Molecule: messenger RNA, 8337 nt
Organism: Aureococcus anophagefferens
Lineage: Eukaryota; Pelagophyceae; Pelagomonadales; Pelagomonadaceae
Exons: 13
Coding region: 1-8337 (2778 amino acids)
Source: RefSeq, a predicted model, not a curated record